Messenger RNA from Boleophthalmus pectinirostris (great blue-spotted mudskipper), 1005 nucleotides. Its product is annotated as olfactory receptor 1-like. NCBI's taxonomy places the organism in Eukaryota, Metazoa, Chordata, Actinopteri, Gobiiformes, Gobiidae. Gene Ontology annotation, biological process: G protein-coupled receptor signaling pathway. The record is from RefSeq and is a predicted model, not a curated record. Gene Ontology annotation, molecular function: G protein-coupled receptor activity; olfactory receptor activity. The transcript has a single exon. Gene Ontology annotation, cellular component: membrane. Bases 1 to 1005 code for a protein of 334 amino acids.
AUGUCGUCGGUGAACGUGUCGUCGGUGAACGUGUCGUCGGUGAACGUGUCGUCGGCGAACGUGUCGUCGGUGAACGCGUCGUCGUGGUCGUGGUCGUCUCUGACCCUGACGGGGUUCUGGGACCCGGGGCCCCUCAGGUCCCUGUGGUUCCUGCUGCUCCUGCUGUUCUACCUGCUGCUCCUGGGCUCAAACCUUCUGGUCAUCGCGGCGAUCGUCCUGGACCGGACUCUUCAUCAGCCCAUGUACGUGCUCCUCGCCAGCCUCCUCGUCAACCAGCUCUGCGGGAGCGGCGCCAUCUUCCCCUUCCUGCUGCACCACCUGCUGCGGCGCGAGCACGUGGUCUCGCACGCCGCCUGCUUCGCUCAGGUCUUCUUCCUCUUCUUCUACGGGAACGUUCAGAUCCUGACUCUGGCCGCCAUGUCGUACGACCGCUACGUGGCGAUCUGCCGCCCCCUGCAGUACCACGCGCGCAUGUCGCCUCGGCGGACGCGCCGGCUCCUCCUCCUCGUGUGGCUCCUCCCCCUGCUGGAGGUGGGCUUCAUGGUGUCUCUGAGCGCCCCCUUGAGGCUGUGCGGGACUCACGUCUCUAAAGUUUACUGUGAUAAUUACUCGGUGGUGAAGCUGGCGUGCGGAGACACCACCCUGAACAACGUCUACGGGCUCCUCUACACCUGCCUCAUGCUCCUGUCGGUGCCCGCGCUCAUCCUCUACUCGUACGUGCGCAUCAUCAGGGUUUGCGUGAGCAGCAGCAGCGCCCGCCGCAAGGCCCUGGGCACCUGCGCGCCGCACCUGGCGUCCCUGUUGAACCUGUCGCUGGCGUGUUUCUGCGAGCUGCUCAUGACGCGCUUCGACGUGAGCGACGUCCCCAAGUCCGUCCGAGUCUUUCUGUCCCUGUUCUUCCUCACGUGUCCCCCGCUCUUCGACCCGCUCGUCUACGGACUCUCCCUCCGCAGGGUGCGCCGCAGCUGCCAGGCGCUGCUCCUGUCAGACACACGCUCAGCCUGA